UGCUGCUGCUGCUGCUGCUUGGCGCACCUGGUAGGGCAGAGCUGGGCAGGUGCACGGAUUGCACGGAUUGGCAGGCCGCAAUUGCCUGAGUGAGACUCUGGCUGUUUGUCUCCUUUCUGUUGGAUCUCAGUCUCAGUGGCUUCGGUGGCUUCUUCACAAUUCACAUGUGACAAUUACAGCCAUAAAAGUCGAAAGCAAGAAGGAAGCUCCUGCCCCUCCCAAAGCUGAAGCCAAAGCAAAGGCCCUGAAAGCCAUGCUGAAAAGCGUCCACAGCCACAAAAAGAAAAAGAUCCGCACGUCACCCACCUUUAAAUACCCUUGGAAGAAUGCCCCCAGGAGAAACAAGCUUGACCACUGUGCCAUCAUCAAGUUCCCUCUUACCACUGAGUCGGCCAUGAAGAAGAUAGAAGACAAGAACACCCUGGUGUUCAUUGUAGACGUUAAGGCUAACAAGCAUCAGAUCAAACAGGCUGUGAAGAAACUCUAUGACAUUGAUGUGGCCAAAGUCAACACACUGAUCAGGCCUGAUGGACAGAAGAAGGCCUAUGUUUGGCUGGCUCCUGAUUAUGAUGCUUUGGAUGUUGGCAACAAAAUUGGGAUCAUCUAAGCUGGAUCCGGCUGGUUAAUUCUAAAUACACCUUUUUUUUUCACUAUAAAAAAAAAGUAAUUAAACAUAGUGGGGAAUUUUGUGCAUUUUAGAAGAUGAUAGGGAAAAAGGAAAAAGAAGGAACUUAUAAACAGGUCUGUUGUUGGUCAGUUACAGGAAAAGCCUGGAGGGCUGGUGGGGGAGGGGGAGGCAGUGAGGUAGGCCUGUGAUCUGGAGUCUCCCCUUUAUUUGCCCUUAAGGAGUUUGCUCAACAGUGCAGGCCUGGGGUAAUGCUAUUCAGACCAGCAGAGCCUCCUGUUUAUCUACCAUCCCCAUCUGCUUAGAGGAGUGCUUCAUUCCAUUCUUUUAUGAGCUCCUACAAGGAAGUAACUUCUAUUUUUUUUCUUAAACUAGGUAUAAAGAAAUGUAAUGAAAUAUAACAUUUUGCUCACUUUAUAGUUCUGGAGGUAUUUGGGGCCUCUGUAGUCAACAGUUUACUGGAAGGUAUCCCACCCCGGCACUGAAAUUUUUCUAAUAACAGUGCAUGGCCUCUGGGCACAUAACCCAUCUCCACUGGAUACUUCUGCCUAAGAUCACUCUCUCUUUUUAAAAAAAACAUAUGCCAUUAGCAAGCAAAGAAGUAGAUUUCUAUAUGGCUUAUUAAUAACAUUUUAGAUUUUGAUUAGCCCUCCUGAGUUCUCUCCCAUCCUCCAUCCCCUCCUGUGACAACUGUUAGACCAUUUCAACACCCAGUAUAUGAGCAUUAUUUUAUGCACAGAGAAUAUGGUUGUCGCGAGCACUCUCAAAGAUUAUUGGUUGAGAGGAUUCCGCCGGCGAAGGCCAAUGAUACUCAGACACUGGUAUACUUGCAAAGGAGUUUACUGGGAUGAAAGUCAUGCACAAGCAAGU
Jaculus jaculus (lesser Egyptian jerboa) is the source of this 1495-nucleotide messenger RNA. RefSeq names its product 60S ribosomal protein L23a-like. NCBI's taxonomy places the organism in Eukaryota, Metazoa, Chordata, Mammalia, Rodentia, Dipodidae. The record is from RefSeq and is a predicted model, not a curated record. The transcript has a single exon. Gene Ontology annotation, cellular component: ribosome; cytosolic large ribosomal subunit. Gene Ontology annotation, biological process: ribosomal large subunit assembly; translation. The coding region runs from base 254 to 607 and encodes 117 amino acids. Gene Ontology annotation, molecular function: structural constituent of ribosome.